AUGAAGUCACUCCUGCUCCUGUUGGUCUUUCCUCUGUGCCCAAGGACAGAGGCAGGGAAAAUCCUUGGGGGCCAGGAAGCUGUGGCCCAUUCUCAUCCCUACAUGGCAUUUCUUCGGAUCAAGACUCCAACUACAACAAAAGAAUAUGGGGGUUUCCUUGUACGUGAGGACUUUGUCCUGAAAGCAGCACACUGCUGGGGAAGUUCCAUCACUGUCGUCCUGGGGGCCCAUGACAUCAAACACAAUGAGCAGACCCAGCAGAUCAUCCCUGUAAAAAAAGCCUUCCUCCACCCAGAUUACAACAGCAACUAUUUCAAUGACAUCAUGUUACUGCAGGUGAGGAAUGCCAUUCCAAUGGGUCUUGAACACUUUAAUCCUGGAGGAUUAAAUCUGCUGUCCUUCAGUCCAACCAUCCUUCCUAAAAUGAAGCCUUCACUUGUCUCAGUGCCAUGA
This is a messenger RNA of Ictidomys tridecemlineatus (thirteen-lined ground squirrel), 453 nucleotides long. Lineage: Eukaryota; Metazoa; Chordata; Mammalia; Rodentia; Sciuridae. The record is from RefSeq and is a predicted model, not a curated record.